This is a messenger RNA of Labeo rohita (rohu), 3268 nucleotides long. It is a transcript of the gene klhdc10, whose product is annotated as kelch domain containing 10. The transcript is spliced from 11 exons. The record is from RefSeq and is a predicted model, not a curated record. Gene Ontology annotation, biological process: positive regulation of stress-activated MAPK cascade. Lineage: Eukaryota; Metazoa; Chordata; Actinopteri; Cypriniformes; Cyprinidae. Gene Ontology annotation, molecular function: protein binding. Bases 220 to 1473 code for a protein of 417 amino acids.
UCAUAGCUUGUAUUUUUUGUGGCCAUCUUGUGGGUUUUCACCAACGUUUCUACCUUCACUGCAAAGGAGAUCCGGUUAGGUCCAUCUUUUUAAUUUAAGCAUCUCUUCCCCGGGAGAAUGGGCUGAGUUAUGCUCUGCAAUUCGCCUCUGUCUGUUGAAGGAAGCCCCGUUGUCUGCGAGUGCUUGUAGGUGGAUGAUUUCAGCGUGAUUUCUGGAGCGAUGUCUGCCGCAGAGGGAGCACACAGCCCGGACAGACUCAAUCAGUUUGAGCGGCUGUCUGGAAGGCCUCCGCUAAGAGCCGCAGGCUCUAAGAAGAGAGUUUCCUGGGUACAAGCUCGAAGACUCCUUGGCCAGCCCUGCCCCACUCUACGGAUCCCUAACAGGUUUUUAAGAGAAGGUCACAGAGCCCCUCCAGCCCGGAGUGGCCAUCGCUGUGUGGCUGACAACACCAACCUCUACGUGUUCGGAGGAUACAACCCCGACUACGACGAAUCGGGUGGCUCAGAGAACGAAGACUACCCGCUGUUCAGGGAGCUGUGGAGGUUCCACUUUGCCACAGGGACAUGGCAACAGAUCCGCACGGAGGGGUUCAUGCCUACUGAACUGGCUUCAAUGUCAGCUGUUUUGCACGGAAACAACCUGCUUGUGUUCGGUGGGACCGGAAUCCCGUUUGGGGAAAACAACGGAAAUGAUGUCCACGUUUGCAAUGUUAAAUACAAACGUUGGUCGCUCCUUAACUGCAGGGGCAAGAAACCCAAUCGAAUAUAUGGACAGGCGAUGGCCAUAAUCAACGGCUUCCUAUAUGUAUUUGGAGGUACGACGGGUUACAUCUACAGCACAGAUCUCCACAGACUGGAUCUGACGACACGUGAGUGGAUUCAUCUGAAACCCAACAACCCUCCAGAUGACCUGCCUGAGGAGCGAUAUAGGCAUGAGAUAGCUCAUGAUGGACAGAGGAUAUAUAUUCUAGGAGGGGGAACUUCCUGGACUUCCUAUCCAUUAGACAAGAUACACGCAUAUAACCUUGAAACAAAUUCCUGGGAGGAAAUCACAACUAAGCCUCAUGAAAGAAUAGGAUACCCAGCCCCUCGGAGAUGUCAUAGUUGUGUUCAGAUUAAAAAUGAUGUAUUUAUAUGUGGAGGUUACAAUGGUGAAGUAAUACUGGACGACCUGUGGAAAAUCAACCUGCAGACGUUUCAGUGGAAUAAACUACCUGCAGUAAUGCCUGAACCUGCGUACUUCCACUGUGCUGCUGUUACCCCGGCUGGGUGCAUGUACAUCCACGGCGGCGUGGUGAACAUCCAUGAGAAUAAGCGGACUGGUUCCUUGUUUAAGAUCUGGCUGGUGGUGCCCAGUCUUCUGGAGCUGUGCUGGGAGCGUCUUCUCAAAGCCUUCCCACACCUGGCCCAACUUACCCCGAUACAGCUGCUAAACUUGGGCCUCACCCAGGAACUCAUUGAACGCUUGAAAUAAAGAAGCGAGGGAGCUGUGAGCGCGAGUGACAGAUCGUCUGAUCAUGGGCAGGACGACGGCACUUGAAGCCAGCUUGCAGACGAGAAGAACAGGACUAAGGAACCCCAUCCUAACACAGCCCGCCUUAAAACCAAAAACUAUAGGAUGCCUUUUUUUGUUUUGCGUAUGCACCUUUUAAUGAUUUGGAAAAUGAAUACAAAACAGAAAUAUCCAUCAGAAAGUUCUUUUCUCAAACACUACGGGUCAGUGACCCUGAAUGAAAGUUGUUUUUUGUUUUUCUUGAGAUUGUAAUAUUUAUUUAUUGGCCUUCAGUAGUGAUAUGGCGGACGUGUUGAGUUGUUUUUACUGAUGUAUCUUAAAUUCUAUUUCCUCUCCUGUCAAAGAAUUAUUUAAGUUUUAUGAAUCACCACACCACGGCAUGAAUAUUUAAUCAGCAGUGAUGUAAUCGGGGUUCGAUCAGGCAUCUGAACAGACGUAUGCAGUGAUGCCUGGCAUUGUGAUUAAGGUUUUACUCAAUGAAAAUGGUGCAAACAGUGUUGAAAAGUUGAAUGUUUUAAGAAAAUGGGUUUUCACUGAGAUUUUUAGGUUGGAUGCUGUUGCUCAGAUCUGCAGUUACAUCUGCACUAAGGCACAAACACCAGACCAAGUAAUGUUUCAACAAAGCUGUACAGUCAUCGCAGAGCUGUUCCCAUGUUUCACCCAGUUUUGUAAACCAAUCGUUACAUCACUGUGAAUAAGGUGCUCCUUAAUUUACUUUUAAUGCUUUUAUUGAAAUAAAAUCUUUUUCCUUAAACGAAAAAUCUUCAUCCCUCAUCCACCUGUUUAAACUGACACAUUGACACAUUUAAUUGAUCUAGUGCCUUUACUGAGCAAGAUGUGAUAAUGUGCUAAAUUUAACAAAGCCUUGCUAAACGCACUUUAUUAUUGUUAUUAUUUAACUCAAAUUCUAUUCUAGAACAAGCUGACCUGAAUUUAUAAUACAUAAGAUGCGCACUUACCAUUUUCAUCAAGCUUUCUAGCACUUGAUGCAUUUACAGUAAAUAUAACUAUUUAAAUUUCAAACUCUUUGGUCAGCACAAUGCUAAUGAUAUUUUGGGCCUUGUGUAUAUCUGUACAGCAAAACAGAUAACCUUCCUGUCAUUUAGCAAUAAUGUAGCGGAGCAUCUUUUACUAUGCUGACCUAAAAAAAAAAAACGCUCUGAAUUCAAAACAUCUCUGGUCGAAAUGCCAAAUACAGCAUCUUUGAAUUCAGAGUUAAUGCGUUUUGCCUUGGUGGGUUGUUAAACCUUUUACAGUUCAUGGCCAUUUAACUAUACUCAUUAGGCACCAGCAAUUGAUGUAGUUGAGUAAAAAUGUUAAAAGAGUCAUAAUUGCUAUUAUUACACCCUCUAGAAUUUGAUUUACGUUGUUGAAGUAGUUUCUUCCUGGCAUUAGGUCACAUACAUGCCCAUAAUAUGGGCCUACCCACCCACCUUAUGCCAUUUUCUUUCUGCAUGACUGGAUUCCUGUUUGCAUGGGUCAGGAUUUAAGGGUGCUUUGUCAUACGGGCGACGUGCAGACCGUGACAACUCCACAUUUAUUUACAGAAAUGAUUUCAACAGCGAAAAUUUUCACUCAGUCUGCAUGGAGUGACGAGAGUUCCUACAUUCGUGUUUUUUUUUUGAGACGAGGGGUCUCGCUGGACUUCGAUUCCUCAGUUGUGCAGCAAAUGUUCAAGGUACUCACCGGGCUACCUGUAACUUGUGUACCAGUUUUGUGUUUUAUUGUUCCAAAAUUAAUAAACUUGUUCAAACUG